Messenger RNA from Eubalaena glacialis (North Atlantic right whale), 915 nucleotides. RefSeq names its product neurensin 2 (gene NRSN2). Lineage: Eukaryota; Metazoa; Chordata; Mammalia; Artiodactyla; Balaenidae. The record is from RefSeq and is a predicted model, not a curated record. Gene Ontology annotation, cellular component: neuronal cell body; neuron projection; transport vesicle. Gene Ontology annotation, biological process: nervous system development.
AUGGGACAGUCAGACGAGGAGUUUGAGGGACUGCAUGAGUGGGUGGGGUUGAGGGAUAUGAUGGGGUCCCCGCUAGGGGCCUGGGGUCUCAGAGAGAGAAGGGAAUUCUUGGAAGGGGACCGGGGCUCGCAAUCCUGCAGGGGUCCGAAAUCUGCAGAGCCAGCCCUCAGGGCGGGCCGGCGCCCCCCCACCCGUGUCACCCCCGCCCCCCAACUGCGGCGCAGGCGCCAACACAACCUGCUUCUGCUCUGCUUGCGUUCCCGCUCCCGCUCGGCGGAGACUGCGGACGGAGAGGGACCCAGGAUGCCAAGCUGCGAGCGUCCCUGUGGCUGCAGCCGAGGCCCCAACGUGGAAGAUGGCAAGUGGUAUGGGGUCCGCUCCUAUCUGCACCUCUUCUACGAGGACUGUGCAGGUACCCCCCUCAGCGAUGACCCUGAGGGGCCUCCUGUACUGUGCCCUCACCGACCUUGGCCCUCACUGUGCUGGAAGAUCAGCUUAUCCUCAGGUACCCUGCUUCUGCUACUGGGUUUGGCAGCCCUGACCACUGGCUAUGCAGUGCCCCCCAAGUUGGAGGGCAUCGGAGAGGGCGAGUUCCUGGUGUUGGAUCAGCGGGCAGCCGACUACAACAAGGCCCUGGGCACCUGCCGCCUGGCAGGCACAGUGCUCUGCGGGGCAGCCGGGAUCUUGCUGGCCAUCUGCAUGUUCUGGGCCAUGACUGGCUGGCUGAGCCAGGACCCCAAGGCAGAACCCUUGGACACUGAAACCGAUGGCCACAUGGAGGUCUUCGGGGAUGAGCUGGAGCAGCAGUUGUCCCCCAUUUUCCACGAUGCCAGUGCCCGGUCUUGGUUCUCACCACCCGCCAGCCACUUUGGGCAAUCCUCUGUGCAGACCAUCCAGCCCAAGCGGGACUUUUGA